AGAAAAGUCGUUAGCCAAAAUAUUAACAGAUGGCAAAGCCCCCCAAAAUAUACACAUUUCAUACCUUUCUCAACAUUAACACAAUCAACUUCUCUCCCACCAAAAAAAAAAUGUCAAGAAACCUCAACUUAUGCUUCACAAAGAUAAAAUCUCCGCCGCCGCCGGAAAAUCAAAAUCCACCCUCCCACCUAUUCAAGAACUUCAACUCCCUCUACGAGAGCUUCCCCAUCCCGGGGGCCGCCUCGGCCCCCUCCACUCCCGAUCUCGCCACCGCAUUCGCCUCCCGACGCUUCUUCUUCUCCUCCCCGGGCCGGUCUAACUCCAUCGUUGACUCCUCCUCCUCCUCCUCGUCCGUCGCGUCCACGUCAUCGGCCUCGCUCGACAACGAGGCCGCCGUGGCCGUCCCCACCUACUCGCCGGACCCCUUCGCCGACUUCCGGCGAUCCAUGCAGGAAAUGGUGGAGGCGCGUGGCGUGCACGACGUGGAGGAGAGCUGGGAUUACCUGCACGAGCUGCUCACGUGCUACCUCUCCCUCAACCCCAAACCCACCCACAAAUUCAUCAUCGGAGCCUUCGCCGACCUCCUCGUCGCCCUCAUCGCCGGUAAUUCUCGCCGGAAAACGUAAGAUUUCACCGAUUUUAUGAUCCACUCUCUUUUUUUUUAUGAUUAGUUAUUUAAUUAAUUUAGCGUCGUUUUCGGCUACAUUUGCGGAAUAUUAAUCAUCGGAGAACAUAUGUAAAUGUGAUUAUUUACUCUAUUUGGAUAUAUGACAAAAUGGUUGGUCCCCAA
Molecule: messenger RNA, 790 nt
Organism: Salvia splendens (bonfire salvia)
Lineage: Eukaryota; Viridiplantae; Streptophyta; Magnoliopsida; Lamiales; Lamiaceae
Product: transcription repressor OFP16
Exons: 1
Coding region: 30-626 (198 amino acids)
Biological process (GO): negative regulation of DNA-templated transcription
Source: RefSeq, a predicted model, not a curated record